CUUCAUCAUGGCUCUCUUGAAGCACGUAAAAACUACCCAGGAACUUGAUGCUUUGUUGGAAACCAAAGGGAAUAGCCUGGUUGUCAUCGACUUCUGGGCAACCUGGUGCGCUCCUUGUCAUGCUAUCGCCCCCACAUUCGAGGCCCUCUCCCAAUCCCACAAGCACGUUACGUUCGUUAAAGUGGACGUGGACGCUUCGCAACCGAUCGCCCAAAAGUAUUCUGUCACAGCUAUGCCGACAUUUGUUUUCAUCAAGAACCACGCAGUGAUCGAUACGUUGAAGGGGGCAAACCCUCCCGGCUUGGAGGCCAUGGUGAAGAAGUACGCUGGAGCCCCACCAGCAAGCAGUGGUGAAGGUUCAUCUUCCGACAGUGUUUCACUCCUUGAACUUUUAGACGUGUCACAACUGAAUUGCCUUAACGAAUCCGAGGAGCACGGAGUCAAGGGAAUUCUCUCAGCCAAAAGGAAAAAUUCUUCCAGCUCUUACCUAGAAAGCGAUGCAGACGAACAGCUACUCAUUAGUAUUUCUUUCAUCCAAACAGUUCGGGUCCGGGCCAUAUCUAUCAGAACAGAUCCUCCCUCCUCUGGACCGAAGAAGAUCAAGCUCUUCAUCAACAGGCCUGCCCUUGGAUUCGAAGACGUUGAGGACGCCGAGGAACCUGAGGCUUCUCAAAUAAUAGAAUUGAGCGACGAAAUAGUCGACAAAGGGAGUAAAAUACCUUUGCGAUAUGUUAGAUUCCAGAGCGUCAACAGUCUUCAUAUUUUUGUCUCCUCGAAUCAAGGUGGCGAGGAUGAGACUAGGAUUAAUUCGAUCGAUGUAUUUGGCGUGCCAGUUCAGUUGAGUGCCGUUCAUCUCACCCCAGAUUUCAAAACUAACGAGGAAACGUGGUGA
Cantharellus anzutake is the source of this 892-nucleotide messenger RNA. Its product is annotated as PITH domain-containing protein. The record is from RefSeq and is a predicted model, not a curated record. The transcript is spliced from 7 exons. NCBI's taxonomy places the organism in Eukaryota, Fungi, Basidiomycota, Agaricomycetes, Cantharellales, Hydnaceae. The coding region runs from base 8 to 892 and encodes 294 amino acids.